CUGCAUUACCAAACCUGACUUAAUCUUCAAGUUGGAGCAAGGAGAAGAGCCAUGGAUGGUGGACAAAUGCUUGAAUCAGAGCCUUUCAGUGGUCAUGAAAAUGGAUGACCUGAUUAAGAUCAACCAGGAAAGUCAGGACAAAAAUCUGAAUCAGGAUUUUAUGAAAAAUAACAAGACAUCAGCUCACAAGAGAGUUGAAUUAAGAAAAACCCUUAGUUUAAAUUCAAGCCAUAUUCCUACAAUGAUUAUUAAAAAGGGAAUCUAUUCAGGAUUGAAGCCUGAGGAAUGCAAUUAAUGUCACACUGUGUAUCCCCACAGUGGGCCUGAUCAACUACAGGCUGGAGAGAAAUUUGACAACACUAAGAUACCUGGAAAAUCUCUCCAGUUCUGUGAGCCUCUUAGUCAGUAUGACAAUAUUCACAUCAUGAAGCAGCCAUUUGGACCCACUGGACAAGCAAAAGUCUUCACAAGAAAGAUGUUCUGUAAAUCUGAGAGGGUUCAUAUGGCAGAAAACUGUAAUAAAUCAACUGUCACUUUUGGAAAAGCAACUCAAAUAGAAAAAGCUAUCCAUGAAAAUUCUAGCCUCAUUAUGCAUCAAGAAACUCACACAAGAAAGAAAUUUUAUAAGUACAUUAAGUAUGCUGAACCUGUCAUUCACCAGUCACAUCUUGCAAUAAAUAACAGACUAAAUACAAGGGAAAAACUUUACACAUGUAACCCUUGUGGAAAAUCACUCAGUAUUAAUUCACCUUAUGAAUGUAAUGACUGUGGAAAAGCCUUUGGACAAAAGUCAGUCCUCAGGAAAUGUCAACAAAUUCACACAGGAGAGAAACCACAUGAAUGUAGUGAUUGUGGAACAGCCUUUACACAAAAGUCAUACCUCAUAAACCAUCAGCGAAUUCACACAGGGGAGAAACUUUAUAAAUGCCUUCAUUGUGGAAGAGGCUUUCUGUGGAAGUCAGCCCUCAUCAUACACCAGAAAAUUCACUCAGGGGAGAAACCUCAUGAAUGUAAUGACUGUGGAAAAGCCUUUGGAUUCAAGUCACACCUCAUCAUACACCAGCGAAUUCACACAGGGGAGAAACCUCAUGAAUGUAAUGACUGUGGAAAAUCCUUUGGACACAAGUCACACCUCAUGAAACAUCAGCGAAUUCACACAGGGGAGAAACCUCAUGAAUGUAAUUACUGUGGAAAAGCCUUUAGAUACAAGUCAGGCCUCAUCAUACACCAGAGAAUUCACACAGGGGAGAAACCUCAUGAAUGUAAUGACUGUGGAAAAUCCUUUGGACACAAGUCACACCUCAUGAAACAUCAGCGAAUUCACACAGGGGAGAAACCUCAUGAAUGUAAUGACUGUGGAAAAGCCUUUGGAUACAAGUCACACCUCAUCAUACACCAGAGAAUUCACACAGGGGAGAAACCUCAUAAAUGUAAUGACUGUGGAAAAGCAUUUGGACGCAAGUCACACCUCAUGAAACAUCAGCGAAUUCACACAGGGGAGAAACCUCAUGAAUGUAAUGACUGUGGAAAAGCCUUUGGAUACAAGUCAGACCUCAUCAUACACCAGAGAAUUCACACAGGGCAGAAACCUCAUAAAUGUAAUGACUGUGGAAAAUCCUUUGGAUGCAAGUCACACCUCAUGAAACAUCAGCGAAUUCACACAGGGGAGAAACCUCAUGAAUGUAAUGACUGUGGAAAAGCCUUUGGACAAAAGUCACACCUCAUCAUACACCAGAGAAUUCACACAGGGGAGAAACCUCAUGAAUGUAAUGACUGUGGAAAAGCAUUUGGACAGAAGUCACACCUCACCAUACACCAGCGAAUUCACACAGGGGAGAAACCUCAUGAAUGUAAUGACUGUGGAAAAGCCUUUGGACGCAAGUCACACCUCAUAAACCAUCAACGAAUUCACACAGGGGAGAAACCUCAUAAAUGUAAUGACUGUGGAAAAGCCUUUGGACAAAAGUCAGACCUCAUCAUACACCAGAGAAUUCACACAGGGCAGAAACCUCAUAAAUGUAAUGACUGUGGAAAAUCCUUUGGAUGCAAGUCACACCUCAUGAAACAUCAGCGAAUUCACACAGGGGAGAAACCUCAUGAAUGUAAUGACUGUGGAAAAUCCUUUGGACGCAAGUCACACCUCAUCAUACACCAGCAAAUUCACACAGGACAGAAACCUCAUAAAUGUAAUGACUGUGGAAAAUCCUUUGGAUGCAAGUCACACCUCAUGAAACAUCAGCGAAUUCACACAGGGGAGAAACCUCAUGAAUGUAAUGACUGUGGAAAAGCCUUUGGACGCAAGUCACACCUCAUCAUACACCAGCAAAUUCACACAGGACAGAAACCUCAUAAAUGUAAUGACUGUGGAAAAGCAUUUGGACAAAAGUCAGACCUCAUCAUACACCAGAGAAUUCACACAGGGCAGAAACCUCAUGAAUGUAAUGACUGUGGAAAAGCCUUUGGACGCAAGUCAGACCUCAUGAAACAUCAGCGAAUUCACACAGGGGAGAAACCUCAUGAAUGUAAUGACUGUGGAAAAGCCUUUGGACGAAAGUCAGGCCUCAUCGUACACCAGCAAAUUCACAAAAGGGAGAAACCUCAUGAAUGUAAUGGCGAUGGAAAGGCCUUUGGAUGAAAGUCAGACCUCAUGAAACAUCAGUGAAUUCACACAGGGGAGAAACCUCAUAAAUGUAAUGACUGUGGAAAAGCAUUUGGACGAAAGUCACACCUCAUUGUACACCAGAGAAUUCACAUGGGGCAGAAAUCUCAUGAAUGUAAUAACUGGCAAAGCCUUUGGACACAAGUCACACCUCAUCAUACACCAGAGAAUUCACACAGGGCAGAAACCUCAUAAAUGAAAUGGCUGUGGAAAAGCCUUUGGACACAAGUCAUACUUCAUAUUACACUAGAGAAUUCACACAGGGGAGAAACCUCAUAAAUGUAAUGACUGUGGAAAAGCAUUUGGACGAAAGUCACACCUCAUCGUACACCAGAGAAUUCACAUGGGGCAGAAAUCUCAUGAAUGUAAUAACUGGCAAAGCCUUUGGACAUAAGUCACACCUCAUCAUACACCAGAGAAUUCACACAGGGCAGAAACCUCAUAAAUGAAAUGACUGUGGAAAAGCCUUUGGACACAAGUCAUACUUCAUAUUACACUAGAGAAUUCACACAGGGGAGAAACCUCAUAAAUGUAAUGAUUGUGGAAAAGCCUUUGGCCAUAAGUUAGGCGUCAUGAUACAUCAGCGAAAUCACACAGAGCAGAAACCUCAUGAAUGUAAUGACUGUGGAAAAGCCUUUGUAUGAGUCACACCUCAUAUCAUACUGGAGAAUUCACACAGGGGAGAAAACCCAUGAAAGUAAUGACCAAGGGAAAGCCUCUGGAUAAAAGUCAAUCCUUUAGAAACAUCAGAGAAUUCACACAGGGAGGAAACCUCAUGAAUGUAAUGACUUUGGAAAAGUCUUUCGACAAAAGACAAAACUCAUAUCACAGCAGAGAAUUCACACAGGGUAGAAAACUCAUGAUUGUAAUAACUGUGGAAAGCAUUUAGCCAUAUGUCAACCUUCAUCAUGCAUCAGGGAAUUCACACAGGGCAGAAACCUUAUGAAUAUAAUGACUGGAAAAGCCUUUGGACAAAAGUCAAACCUCAUAACGCACCAGAGAAUGCACACAGUGUUGAAACUUCAUGAAUGUAAUGACUGUGGAAAAACUUGAUUUUAAAUUCCAACUCCAAAUGCAUCAGAGGAUUCACACAGUGAAAUAACCUUAUAAAUGUAAUGACUGCAUAAAAGCCUUUUUCUAUAAGUUAUAUCAAAACAGAAUUCACACAGGGCAGAAACCGUAUAAAUCUAAUGAGUGUGGAAAAGCCUUUAUAAAUCAUAUGUUGUAAAUCAUAGCUCAUAUCACACCAGAGAAUUCACAUCGGAGAGAAACUUCAUGAAUGCAAUGACUGUAGAAAAGCCCUUGGCAAUAAGUCACAUCUCAGAAUGCGUCAGAAAAUUCACAUGAAAAGAAACCUUUUGGACAUAAUGACUUGGAAAGCUUUUUCCCAUAGUUCAGCCCUCAUUGCACAUCAUCUAAUUCAUAUGUGGGAAAACACUUUGUAUAUAAUGCAUAUGGAAAAGCCUUUAUCCAUAAGUAACACCCCAUAAAACAUCAGAAUUCACAUGGGGGAGAAACCAUAUGAAUGGAAUGAGUGUUGGAAAACUAUGCCAAAAUCACACAAUAUAACAUCAAGAAUUUAUUACAUGGUGGAAAUCUUGUAAUAAAUGUGGGAAAGCCUUUUGUCAGAAGGAAUACUUCAUAACACAUGUAGUUCAAACAAGGGAUAGAACUUAAGAAUAUAAUGAAUGUGAAGGACUUUUUCCAAAAUCAACAUAACCAUGUGACAGAGCCAUUUGCUGGAAAUUACAUCCCAUACAAUAGGUACUCCCAUAAGGAAGAAAGGUUGGGACCAGUGCUGUGGCACAGUAAGUUAAAGCCCUGGCCUGAAAUGCCGGCAUAUCAUGUGGGCACUGGUUCUAGUCCCGGUUGCUCCUCUUCUGAUCCAGCUCUCUGCGAUAGCCUGGGAAAGCAGUAGAAGAUGGCCCUGCACCCACAUGGGAGACCAGAAAAAGCUCCUGACUCCUGGCUUUGGAUCAUUGCAGCUCCAGUCAUUGCAUCCAUCUGGGGAGUGAACCAGUGGAUGGAAGACCUCUUUCAGCUUCUCUGUCUCUCUGUAACUCUUUCAAAUAAAUAAAGUAAAUUGUUAAAAAAUGAAGAAGUUCAGAAAUAUUAGUGUGACAAAAAGCCAUUUGUCAGAAAUUGAUCAUUAUACAUCAGAAAAUUCAC
Lepus europaeus (European hare) is the source of this 4828-nucleotide messenger RNA. Its product is annotated as zinc finger protein 260-like. The transcript is spliced from 2 exons. The coding region runs from base 425 to 2635 and encodes 736 amino acids. The record is from RefSeq and is a predicted model, not a curated record. NCBI's taxonomy places the organism in Eukaryota, Metazoa, Chordata, Mammalia, Lagomorpha, Leporidae. Gene Ontology annotation, biological process: negative regulation of transcription by RNA polymerase II; regulation of cytokine production; regulation of immune system process.